Messenger RNA from Drosophila takahashii, 897 nucleotides. RefSeq names its product U6 snRNA phosphodiesterase 1. Gene Ontology annotation, cellular component: nucleus. NCBI's taxonomy places the organism in Eukaryota, Metazoa, Arthropoda, Insecta, Diptera, Drosophilidae. Gene Ontology annotation, molecular function: 3'-5'-RNA exonuclease activity. The record is from RefSeq and is a predicted model, not a curated record. Gene Ontology annotation, biological process: U6 snRNA 3'-end processing.
AUGGCUCUUGUGGACUAUGGUGGGAGCAGCUCCUCCGCCUCUGAAGAUGAAGAAUCCAGUGAAAGCAUUCAAACCCCAACUUUGAGCACCCUCAAAAGAUCGGCCCUGCUGCCCACAGCUGCCGCUAUUUUGGGACCCAAGAAACCGAAACCCGAGGAGUUCGUCGAUGAUGUGGUGGAUGAUCCUGCGCUACAUGGCGGACGCAUCCGUAGCUUCAAGCACGAGCGAGGAAACUGGGCUACCUACGUCUAUGUGCCGGCAGCAGCCUGUGCUGAUCAGCUGGAGGAGUUCCAAGGCGAAGCCAUUGCCCAUUUGGAGCCCCACUUGGAACUGCAUGCCAAUGAAUCACUUCACCUGAGUUUGAGUCGCACGGUGGUGCUCCAAUAUCACCAGAUCGACGAGUUCUCGCGAUCCUUGCAAACAGCUCUUAACAGCUCCGCGGGGUUCACCGCCACUUUGCAAGGCCUGCGGAUCUACACGAACGAGGAGCGCACCAGGACCUUCAUUGCCGCCCCCUUGGAUCCCGCCUUUGUGGAGAAGAUGACUGCCAUUCUGCAGCCCAUCGACCGGGUGAUGCUCGACUACCGGAUGCAGCAGUUCUAUGAGCCUGCCUCGUUCCAUGUCAGCCUGCUUUGGUGCUUGGGCGAUCAGGAGGCACUGCUGAAGGACAAACUGAAAGAGCUACAGGAGCUCCUUGAAGAUCAGGACACUCUGCCGCUGGCAGUCAACGAAGUGCACUUGAAAUGCGGCAACAAGGACUUUACCUACAUGCUUAAAUAGACUGUGGAUAUGGAAAUUGUGUUCUCCCUUAAGAUAUUUGGGGACUAUGACAACCUUUAGUAUCUUUCAAUUUAUUAUAUCCAAAGUUUUACAUUUAUAUUUAAAGAUAUGCAUGCU